AUGACGGAAGAAGAAAAGGAACGAUUGGAAGACUUGGAAAAUCUGUUGCCCUGUAUACUAUAUUAUCAUCGAACGGAACAGAAGGAUGACGACGACAACGAUGAGACUAUGACUCGUCGUUCCUAUAGUCUCUACGAUGGAUUUGAUAAAGAACACAGAUCAUUAUCCUUACGGUUGCACCAACAAGAAUGCUCCAUCUGUUUGAUGGAAUAUGAGGAUGGAGAGAAACUUACUUCUAGUCACAAUCUCAACUGUUUACAUGCAUUUCACCGAGACUGUAUGAAGAAAUGGCUCGUUUCCAAUUCUGAAUGCCCAUGUUGUCGAAAGGGCUUUUUGGAGUUUGGUGACAAUGACGAGGGAGCGGAUGAUAAUGAAAUUGAUACCAUCAGCCCGCUCAUUGCUUCACGAUUCGCCUUGUUGGCAACAACCUUUCAACAGCAAGUGGGACGGAUGCGGCAAGACAUUGAAAAUCAAUUGGAGCCAAUCAUUUUAAGACUGGAGCAGCAACACCAAAAUGAAACCAUUGAUCCACCCAAUGCCAAUCAUCACCAGCAGAGACGAACGACUAGAAAUGACACCGCAACUCAAUAUGACGAAAGUAGUCCAUACGCCACGGGAUCAUCUUCCAUAAUACAACAACGAAUGGAACGAAUUCGUGAGGGACUCAGUGAUCAAUUCGUGAAUAUGAUGGUUCGAAUAGAACAGAAUGGAAAUGCCAGACGUGGUGCUGGUGACGACAAUAGUGGUGCUGGGGAUGAUACCAGCUGGCGCAAUUAG
Cylindrotheca closterium is the source of this 777-nucleotide messenger RNA. NCBI's taxonomy places the organism in Eukaryota, Bacillariophyta, Bacillariophyceae, Bacillariales, Bacillariaceae. The record is from the annotation of a GenBank genome assembly.